Patiria miniata (bat star) is the source of this 4347-nucleotide messenger RNA. Its product is annotated as ADP-ribosylation factor-like protein 3. Gene Ontology annotation, molecular function: GTP binding; GTPase activity. Bases 151 to 711 code for a protein of 186 amino acids. Gene Ontology annotation, biological process: cilium assembly. Gene Ontology annotation, cellular component: cytoplasm; microtubule cytoskeleton. The transcript is spliced from 5 exons. NCBI's taxonomy places the organism in Eukaryota, Metazoa, Echinodermata, Asteroidea, Valvatida, Asterinidae. The record is from RefSeq and is a predicted model, not a curated record.
UCGUGGGAAAAAUUGUCAUUGCUUGCAAGCUCGUGACGUCACACGCACAUAGUUACAUGCAGCGGUGGUAUAUAGUCGGUGCUCACGCCGUGCUUCAGCAGAAAUUAUUCUCUCAAAAAUAACACUUAGAAGAGCUAUUUUUCAGUCAUAAUGGGUUUACUGGACCUUUUACGCAAUCUCAAGACCAAGCAUGAGACGGAGUUACGUGUCCUUCUCCUGGGUCUAGACAAUGCCGGCAAGACGACCAUCUUGAAGAAACUUGCGUCAGAGGAUAUCUCUCGCAUCAACCCAACACAAGGCUUUAAUGUUAAGACGGUCAAGACUGGCAACUGGCAUUUGAAUGUCUGGGACAUUGGGGGGCAGCAGAAGAUUAGGCCAUACUGGGCCAAUUAUUUCGACAACACAUCCAUACUAAUCUACGUCAUUGACAGCUCCGAUUCAGAGAGACUUGAAGAAACUUCAUUGGAAUUAGCCACCUUAUUAUCAGAGGAAAAGUUGGCCAACGUGCCCGUUCUCGUCUAUGCAAAUAAGCAAGAUCUGGCGCUGGCAGCUUCGGCUAGCGAUAUAUCAACGGCGAUGGAACUUACAAAGAUCAGGGACAGAGAUUGGCAGAUUCAGGCGUGCUCGGCGUUAACCGGGGAAGGGCUACAGGAUGGUCUUGACUGGGUCUUUAAGCACGUCGUGACAACAAAGAAAGGAUCAAAGAAGUAGUCAAUCGGGAAAAUGGAAUGUUAACGAAACCCAACAAAAUCUAGAGACUGUUUAUCUGUCCGCUUCACCCUGCGAUAGGCACUCAGGCUUGAAACAAGACUAACUGUAUCGACUUGAGUUACGCAGAUGGGAUCCGUGUUAAGGACAGACUUGAUAACACAGUGGGUGAGUGGUACCCCAUCCCUUUCGAGGGAUUGUAGUAUUGAUUUUAAUGGGAUUCUGUUUCUAUCUGUCAUGGGGCACUGUCUAUAUAUUUUCUGUCUUUUAAAAGCCGCAUCUGAAUUUGCUUGGCUACGGCUUGAUAUUACACCUGGGCUUAUGGAAGCGGCUGACUGACUUAUGUGUGUUACCGCUAGCCGCAGCCAUUGAAUUUGGACGUGGUGUAAUGCUGGCCAUAAGUUGAAUAGCCAAUCUUUUGGGAGCAUUAGAAUGUAUUUUACAGUCCAUUUUUGUGACAACCGCCAUAUUGUGGGACAGGCAUCAUGCACAUUUAACGUUUGUCAAAAGUUGAAAACAGUAUGCAUUAUGCCUGUUUUACAUCGUGGCAGUUGUCAAAGAGACGAUUCAAAUUGUGAAUUCAGACAAACAUAUUCCUGCUCAAAAUGAUUUGCUUUUGAAAUAAACUAAAUAUUAUGGUCAGUGCUGUCAAUACAGUUAGUUGUAUGGUACGGUCAAUGUUAGUUGCUUUGUCAAGAAAUAAAGGUACCAUACUCAAGAAUUGUAUGUAACCACACUUGAUUCGUGGGACCAACCUGUACUUUUUUUAUUUUUUUUGCGGGGGGAGAUAAACUUUUAAAAUUUAGCCUUGAGAAAUUGAAGUUGGAUUGAGAACGAUAUAAUAAAAAAAAUUAUGACACAAUUCUGCCUCCCCGCCCCCUUGACACUUCAUAAGACACCAAGACAUUACAGGCAUUCUAGAAAAUGACAGUCAACCAUUUUGAUUGAAAUGUACUGAGCAUACACAAAAACUAUUGAAUUUGUUGCAUUUUGUUCAUUUCACAAAUGAAUCACGGUGCCUUGACUACGGUGUCAUUAUUUUUUUCUCGAAAUGGCCUGCUCACCCAUCAAUCCAAGCACUAGCACUGCAUACAUGCUAUAAUUUUAUUUGGUCCCACCUUUAAUUUACACCUUUUCUCUUAAAAUUCAUCAAAAAGUUCUACAUCAAAACUAUGGGUGGAUCAGAAUUUCUUUGAAAACUAAUUUGACAUGGCUAUUCCGAAUAAUUUGAAUACCACCAACUUUGAACUGUUUUGCAUAUUUACUUUUCGGGUUAUCGAUUAUAAAUAUCAACCAAAUCUAUUGGUUAAUAUCGUGCCUUUUAUACAUGUACUGUGGUGUGGGUUUGUAAAAAAAAAGUUGUGCGUGCGUGGUUAUAUUUGUUUCAACAAGUAAACUACCACUGCCCAUGUACACAGAGCUUUAUAUUUUUUUUGUCGGUGGAACUUUGUAAAUUGUGGACACGUUUAGGUGUUUGUGAAGUUAACUUAAGUCCUAGGCCAUUCCAAAUGCUCCAAAAUCCUAUGUUUGGUUUUGAUAGAAUUUGAUAGAUGUGGGACUGCAGGGCCUUGACAGCAUGGCUCCACAUAGGAGUGAAUGUUGCAUUUUUGUUUAGGGGACAGGGAAUGUUUUGUUGGGUAACCAUACAGCGUUUGGAUUUUGGAGGAUUAGGGGUGGUUCCUUGUAAAAUUAGGAUUAUAUUGGGAUUGCCAAAAAGUGAGAGGGGUUUAUUGUGUAGGGAGGGGAGUUACUUUAGUUCUUAGAGCCUUCAACGGAAUUGACCAAAGUGCAAAAUAUUAAAUUAGAAUUGAACUUUUUUUAGCCAUGCCAGUCCCCUGACAAGUUAUAAAACGUACAUAGAACAAAAAGAUAGUCAUAAUGGACUCCACUAUUUAAUUAAUAAGCCAAAUAUUCAAUAUUGUACUUACAUUUUAAAAAGAAGAACCAAUUUUUGAAAAUUCCAUCCACUUAAGUUUAAGCUGUAUAUUUACCGAGUAUAAAAUUGAGAAUAGGAAACUUAUAAGUUAAGAAUUAUUAUUUGUGUGAUACUGUGUGUGUGUUGAUGCAGAAAAGCUAACUACAUAUAUGUCCUACACUGGCCAAUAUUCAAUCAAUAAAAACAUGAAAGCAGUUCCAAACACAGAAGAAAUCAAAACAUUCUAAAAAGUUAAAUCCUUCUUUUGGAAUUGUGGAGUUUUUCUCACCAAAAAAGGAGCAAAUGGAGAAGUAUUCAGUAUCUUAAUUAGAUGUAUUCCUUAAAUAGUGAAGAAUUCAGACGAUAUCCAAAUAAUAAUUGAAAUUAACAAAGUUUGAUUUUUGAAAUGUCAGUAAUGGCACAUUUUCAAGCUGCAUCGUAUGAAUGUCAGACUGAAAGCUAUCUCCCAAAGUAUUUUCAGUACCCAUAUCAGUUUUAAAAAACAGUGCAGAAUUCUGCCUUUUUCAUAUGAAAAACAACUAACCCUACUUACGCCUUACAAGAUCCAAACAUAAAACAUUCUGCUGGAUUUUGUCGGUCUGAAGUGUGAACCAAAAUAUUUUUCCGUUACAGCUGUUGGUUUCAGCAGAGUUCUGACAAAAUACUUGGCACGGGUCAGGGAUAAAAUAUCCUGUUUUUGGGUGUGUGAAACAUGGACAACUUUGUUUUAAGGAGGGCCGUGGCUUUGCAUAACUUGAGGGGUUAAUUGAGAGCAUCAACUCUAACAAAGGUCAAGAUAAUUACUACAAAGGUCAUGACAAGAUAGGCUCUUUCAUUCAUAUGUUCAAAAUUGUGUGAAAACAUUUUAAUAUUUUUGGUUAAGUCUUAUUUUGAUAUAUUUUUUAAAGUACAGUACUCGUACAUUAUUUAGUAGUUUGUGAUUUCAGAUAACGUGUUUUGAUUUUGACAUUCAUAAAGUCAAGCUUUCGAAAGGUAGUAAUUUGUUUUAGUUCAAAAUCACUCUAGUGCAGCAAUCUCAUGUAUUUGUAUGUAUGUUCUGGUAAAAAAAAAUGAAAACAUGUAUGUGCUCAAAAAGGCAUUCAUUUGUUUUGAUACAAAGUUGGAUAAGUUCCUUUCAUUCCCCUUAUCUUUUAAAGUUUUUUCAACUUCAUUUAUUGUUGCACUGGAGUGACUAUUGUGUAGUCUAGACUCUUCAAAAUUAAAAAAAAAAUUUCUCUGUCGGGCAAAUAAUCAACAACUGAUGUAAAAAAGAAGGUUGAAGACAUUCAAAUCAGUGCAAUCGUAACGUUAGGUUUGCACGCUUUUGUCUUUUGACUAGUAUUCAUAAUAAAUGAAAUUUUUGAUCAGUCAUAAAAUGAACUACAUGUACAUUGAUUGUAUCACAGCCUACAAACUCUCUUCAGUGCACGGACAUGUAUGUACAUGUACUUUGCUUGAAUACAGAGCCCAUAUUAAUUUGUUUCACCUUGAGUCGAAGUUUCAUCCAUUUUCAGAUUUUAUUUUGUAUAUAUAGCAUAUGUGUUCCUGUUUAUGUGUUGAUUAUAUCAGAACAAACGUAGACUUGUAUUUACUUCUCAGACAGAAAUAUUUGUACUGACAACCGUUAAAUUAUUGAUUUAAGCUCUGUGAGGGAAAAGGCAUUUAAAAUGGGAUGUAAAUGCAAUGAUUGCAAAUAAAUUCAAGUCACAUUUUGUGUAAAUUAA